UUUACCGUAGUGACUAGCGGCAAGAAAGAAACGAUCGCUUGAUGUCCGUGCACACCUCCGGCGAAAUUGGAGACCUUCAGUGAAAAAAUCAGUGCUUGAACUGGUAACUGUCUUGAAAUGGUUAUUUCUGAACUCUGGCUGGGAGAAGGAGGCAAUCUCCAGAGGACAGUCUUGGUCCAGUCCCAGUCUCAUGUUCCCAUGAUAGGUGUACAG
This is a messenger RNA of Geodia barretti, 213 nucleotides long. The record is from the annotation of a GenBank genome assembly. NCBI's taxonomy places the organism in Eukaryota, Metazoa, Porifera, Demospongiae, Tetractinellida, Geodiidae.